CAGUUAUUACAAGACCGUGAAAGAUCCCUUUCAGAAGCUCUGACAUACUUCAGUUUUGUAAGAGAAUGUAGUGAAAUGCAAGAAUGGAUGAACGACCAACAAGCGAAGGCAGCUUCAGAAGAUUACGGAACAGAUGUGGAACAUGUCGAGUUACUCAUACAAGCAUUUGAUACAUUUUUAGCUAGUUUAAAUAACAGCGAAUUACGAGUACAAAAUUGUAUUGAUAACGGAAACAAACUGAUAGCCGCCGAAAAUAAGCACAAAAGAAAAAUUGAACAAAAAGUAACGGAAGUCAAAGAUCAAUGGGAAGACCUAAUAGAACUGGCUCAAGCGAGACACGAAGCUCUCGCUGGUGCUAAACAAGUUCACAUUUUCGACCGGACUGCAGACGAGACUAUUGCCUGGAUUAUUGAAAAAGAGGCAAAUUUGGUAAUCGAUACUUACGGGCAGGACUUGGAAAGCAUACAGGCUUUAGUUCGUAAACACACAGGUUUCGAAACCGAACUGGUUGCCGUCAAGGAGCAAGUGAAAGCCAUUGAACAAGAGGCACAUCGUCUUAGUGAACUAUUUCCAGAUGCUGAAGAGCACAUUGAAGUUAAACGAGAAGAUACCUUAAACGCGUGGGAGGAGUUGCAAACCAAAGCCGAGCAUCGAAGGGAGAAUCUUCAGCAGUCUGAACAACUUCAGACAUACUUCGAUCAAUAUCAAGAUUUGAUGGCGUGGAUAAACGAAAUGUUAGCCAAAGUUACAGCCCCCGAUCUACCUCAAGAUGUAUCAGCAGCAGAAGUGUUAAUAGAACAUCACAAAGAGCAUAAAGUCGAAAUUGACGCAAGAGGCGAUAUAAUUAAAGACUUCUAUCAAACCGGGCACCGAUUAAUACAAGACCAGCAUUUUCUGUCGCAGGAAAUUCAAGAUCGUAUCGAUGUGUUACGUCAUCGGAUGGAUCACUUAAAUCAUAUUUGGCACCAGCGGGCGAUUAUUUACGAUCAUAAUUUGGAUGUGCAGCUGUUUAAGCACGAGGCCAACUUACUAGAGAACUGGAUGAUCGUGCGCGAAGGUCCUCUACGUGAGUCACAAUACGGCGAUAGUAUUUUGCAAGUAGAGGAACUGAUAAGGAAGCACGAAGAUUUUGAUAAAACCGUUGAGGCGCAAGAAGAGAAAUUCAUCGCGCUAAAACGGAUUACGCUAAUCGAAGAGGCGUUUGCCAGGCAGCUGGAGGAGGAAGCGAGAGAGAAGCAACUGGAACGACAACGACAAGAACAGGAACGAUUAUCUCAACGUAAACGCAUGGAAGUCCAACGUAUCACUGAGCAAAGACGGUUAGAAGAGCAAAAAGAACGUCUACCUUCCUCAGUUCCAGAGGAGCGAAUGAAUGGAACUUCUCACGUUGAGGAUAACAAUAACGCCGCCACGCCGACUUCCUCCUUAACCAAAUCGAAUUCAGUGGCGCAUAUGUUUGGGGAUAGAAUUCGCAAAAAUUCCGACGGUAUCGUUAAAAGAGCAGAAAGUAUGAAGGUGUCUACUAUUACUAAGCCAGUCAAGAAGACGCCAUCAUUUACAACGCGAAGAAGAGCCGGGUCAUUCAGAAAUAAAGCGGCUAUUUCAGAGAACGAAUUACCGCCUGUUGAAGCUCAAGCAUUCUUGGAGCGCAAACAAGUGCUAUCGGCCGGAGGACGGCGUGCACAGAAUAGAACGUGGAGAAAUUAUUACACUGUAUUGUGUGGGCAACUGUUGUGCUUCUUCAAAAAUAAAGACGACUUUGUUAUUAGCAAAGCCAUCGCCUCUCCUUUAGGGAUUUAUAAUGCAGUUUGUGCUAUUGCGGAUGAUUAUUAUAAGCGCAAGUUCACAUUUAGACUAAAUAGUUCAGAUGGAGCCGAAUUUUUAUUCUCGUGCAAUUCAGAGACUGAAAUGUUAGACUGGGUACAUAAAAUUUCAUUCCGUGCAAAGUUACCUCCCAGUCAGCAGCUGAUUAACCUCGAAGUUCACAAGGAUUAUCAUGAGAUGGACGUUAGCUCACAGUCAAGUAGAACAUCUAGUCCCGACAUUAGUGAUACAGUGGUAAUGAGACAUGAUCCACAGUUUCAAAAUGGCGCAUCGCAACAUCAGCCACCAUGGCGGCACACACUUACAGGAGAAAAUCCACCACCGUUACCUAUGAGCGAGCCACCAAAUAACUCUCACCCCGUACGUCGUCAUCACACGCUAGAAACUAGUGGAAACCUUCAUGGACAUUACGGAGAAUCGAGCAGUAAUAAAUCGGAAUGGGCUACGCCGACCAGGCCGAGUUCAACUAUACAACCUAAUGAUCAUAAAAAAUCGUCUCGGAUCAUGGACCUCUUUAGAAAAAAACGUCAUUCACAAAUAUAAGUUAAUAUUGUAAAGUAUAUUGUUAUAGUUUUUCUUAGUUUAUAAGAACCGAAAGUAUUGAGGCAUCUACUUUAAUGAGAGUACCUAAGUAAAUAUAUAUUUGUAAAUAUAUGUAAUAUGGAUAAAUUAAAUAUUAUCAAAUUCUGUUACAUAAAAGAUACACACGUUUUCUAAUGUA
Molecule: messenger RNA, 2545 nt
Organism: Photinus pyralis (common eastern firefly)
Lineage: Eukaryota; Metazoa; Arthropoda; Insecta; Coleoptera; Lampyridae
Product: spectrin alpha chain, non-erythrocytic 1-like
Exons: 5
Coding region: 76-2367 (763 amino acids)
Biological process (GO): actin cytoskeleton organization
Cellular component (GO): plasma membrane; cell junction; cell projection
Molecular function (GO): actin filament binding; phospholipid binding
Source: RefSeq, a predicted model, not a curated record